UCACUUUCUCUGAGGAGACUAACGGGAAAAUGACUCCAGCUGCAUCUACUGCUCUCACCUCUAUGGAUGGAAGAUGAAGAUACGACACAAUUCUGGACUUUACAUCACAAAACGAGGUUUAUCUUUCCAUCCGUGACACUUUUUUCUCACCCUUUUUGCUUCAAAGAUCUGGACUUCGUUUUUGUGUUUUAACGCUGUUUUGGGGGGAAAACUUGUGGAGUUAUUAGCCAAAGGGAAAGUCUAGUGGAAGCUCCCCCGACAACCUUCAACAUGGAAGAACAGUGCUACUUCAAUGAAACCAUUGCCUUCUUUUACAAUAAAAGUGGGAAGUACCUGGCCACUGAAUGGAAUACAGUCAGCAAACUUGUGAUGGGACUUGGAAUUACAGUAUGUAUCUUUAUCAUGCUAGCUAACCUGCUAGUGAUGGUGGCCAUCUACAUCAACCGCCGUUUCCAUUUCCCCAUCUAUUAUCUAAUGGCUAACCUAGCAGCAGCGGACUUUUUUGCUGGACUGGCUUACUUCUAUUUGAUGUUUAACACGGGGCCCAACACACGACGACUGACUGUCAGCACGUGGUUGCUACGUCAGGGCCUCAUUGACACUAGCCUAACAGCCUCCGUUGCUAAUCUGCUAGCCAUCGCCAUUGAGCGGCACAUCACAGUCUUCCGUAUGCAGCUUCACACCCGCAUGAGCAAUCGGCGUGUUGUAGUGGUCAUCAUGAUCAUCUGGACCAUGUCUAUCAUCAUGGGAGCAAUCCCCAGCGUGGGCUGGAACUGCAUUUGUGCCAUUGAAACUUGCUCCAGCAUGGCGCCACUCUACAGCAACUCAUACCUCGUCUUCUGGGCCAUCUUCAACCUGGUGACCUUUGUGGUUAUGGUGGUCCUGUAUGCUCACAUAUUCAUGUACGUCCGCCAGCGCACCAUGAGGAUGUCACGGCACAGCUCGGGCCAGCGGCGGAACAGGGACACCAUGAUGAGCUUGCUGAAGACUGUGGUGAUUGUGCUAGGCGCUUUCAUCGUGUGCUGGACACCUGGUUUAGUCCUCCUGUUACUGGACGUUUUCUGCAAUGAAUGUAACGUUUUGGCGUACGAGAAGUUCUUCCUCCUCCUAGCUGAGUUUAACUCAGCCAUGAACCCCAUCAUAUACUCGUACCGGGACAAAGAGAUGAGCGUGACGUUCAAGCAGAUCCUGUGCUGCCAGCGGCAGGAGAACGUAAACGGUACAGCAGAAGGUUCUGACCGCUCAGCUUCAUCCUUUAACCAUACGGUCCUCAGCUCACCCCACAAUAAUGACCACUCAGUGGUCUGAAACGGAAUGUAGGAGCAAAGCUGGAACUAUCAGGAUCAAACCCAGGACUGGAAAGAAGCCCUUCGCUCCUGGAGGCAUUUGCAUCAGCAAUGACUUAAUUGUUGGGGGUUAUGGAGGGAUUUGCUUGUUCAUUUUAUUUUUGUACAUGUUCAUUGUUGACACAGUAUUUAAGGACUAAUCUAUGUUACAAAGGUCCAGCCAGUAUAGAACACAUUUCCCUCAUUCCUUUCACAAUGCCAGGAGCAGGAGAGAAGGUCUAAUGAGUAUUUACAAACCUGAUCUUUUUUUUUGUCAUGAAUUUAGAUAUAGUCGUAGAAACCUGUCAGAAUAUUAAUUAUAUUUACCUUUUUGCUUAUGCUUUUGCACUAUAGACAUAAGCAGUGCACUCUUGGGACCACUGAUGAAUGGCCACCAGAUAUUCUACGAAGGAGAUGGGUGUAUAUCUUAUUGGAUUUGUGGCAUCCUCUACUUUGCACUGCGGUUUCUUCCUGUGCUGUUACACACAGAGCCGAAGCAUAAGCGCUAAGCACAUUUAGGACAAAGCCAACAGUGUAUUAAACAUUUCGAUAUUGGGACCAAGAAAAGUUACAGCAGGUCCCUGUCUCAAUAACUUGAAUCACUUACAGCUUAAGUGGCUUCAUGGAUCUUAGGUCUUUCGUCCAAACAGACCACGACAGAAUCCACAAGUCACCGUUUAGUCUCUGCUGUGAUCCUGAUAAUGGUGUUCAAAAUAACAAACUGAUCAUUUUUCAUGUUGGGACAUCUUCCACCUCAUAUCUAAAUAGGUUUUCGACAGUAUUUACAGUGUCGUCCCUGUAUGGACAUGGACCACUUACAUAUAUGAGCCAUUUUUUCAGGGAGUCCAAGAACUUUCACCACAUUAGAAAUCCACAAGUGCCCUGUAGAAGACCUUUAUUAUAUUUUUUGAAUAUUUUGGAUUUUGUGUGAUUCUUUUGAGGAACAUCCACGUUUCAUUGAUGAAUGAAUGACACUUUUGCUAACAGACGUAACACAGAACAUAUAUACUCAAAAAUCUUGUAAUAAUGUUUUGGAGUGUUGAUUGAAACAGAGGAGGUUACAGAGUAGGUCACGUGUGGGUUAUUGUGUAUGUUUAGCAUUCAGGGCCGACCGAAAAUGCUUUUUCUUCUCGAGUCAUGGCAACAAGCACCAUGCAGUGUAAUCAUGUUGGAAAAAACAAUGAAUUCUUUUCAUGACUAGACAACAGAAAUUAAAUUAUCAGUGUAGGAAGUGUAUGUAUGUAUGUAUGUAUGUAUAUAGUAUAUGUAUAUAUUCAAUGUUAGUUAAAAAGGGAAUGUUUAUUUUUAAGGAUAAAAAUUGGACCGUUUUUAUUUUUCUUUCUUUCAGUUGUAUUUUGCUUAAAGUUUUACUUAAAUUAAUUUGAAGUGUUUAACUUUAGGGCCAAACAUGUUAUUUCCUUUUGAUUGACCUAAAAUUGUAGACACAACCCUGCUCUGUGCUGGAUGGGAAUGUCCUUAUAAACCUCUGAAGUCGUGUUGUCAUUCUGUGUUCGGCAUCAUGCCCAUAUUAGGAACUCCAUGCUAGUUUUCUCUAUGAGAAAAUGAAAGCCAAAAAAAAAGAUUUUUUUUAAAUCCGAAAAUUGCUGCUGUCACACCCUGUGGUAAGCAAAAAUGUAACAAAGCUUUUUCAGUGGGCAGUUAACUGGUCCUGUACAGGUGGGAGCGGGACAACAUGUAUGUGUAAAGAAAUCCGGCAAAUUAGAGAAUAAUAAAUAAUAAAAUAAUAAUCAUUAUAUAUAAAUAAUAUCUAAAAACAAGUUGUAUUCUUAUAGGCUACAGAAAUGGAGGAGCCUUUAGACAGUCAAACAGCCACAACUGUGAAAAGUGCUUGUAAUAAAGACAAAUACACAACAAGAAAGCUGGAUAAAGACAAGUCUGACAUUUGGCAGUCAUUUUAAUUCAUGGCUAAUGCAUAUGAAAACCAGCUAUUUGGAUCUGCGGGUGGGAGUGGGACAAAACACUUAGGUUGCGGGUGGGAGCGGGACAAAUGAUGCAGAUUUUCAGCAUGAGUGGGAUGAAAUGUGUGAGUGGCGGUGGGAGGUCUCGCACAGACCUCUACUCACAACCUCAUAAAAAUACCUCACACAAACCAGCCAGCUUUGUAAAAAGAUGGUGGUAAAGUUGUGUUGACUGUAGAAGGCUAGAGUUGGAGUAGCUGGUGUUUGUAGUUAACAGGUUUGCAGUUUUACUUGUAGAGAAAAUCUGCUUAGAUCUGUAGUUCUUAAUAUGGUCUUGAUGGCAAGUACAGAAUGAUAUACUACUUCAGAGGUGUGUUGUGAAUGGUUUCAAACACAGUGUGUACUAUCAUUGGAUUCAGUGCAAUAUUACACUGCAUUGUCCUUUCGAGAAUGUAGCACUAUAAUACUCACAAUUCUGUUGCUAUCUUGUUUGCCUGAAAAACAGCCUAGAUAACCUAAACUGAGUUUUCUAAUAACUUAUUGGUCCACUGUUACCCUGCUGAAUAGAUUGCCUCCUAUAAGCAUGGAAAGACCUUGGAAGAGACAAUCUAGAACCACAGCUGUGUAUGAACUGUCAUGGACCACAUAGUUAACUCCCUUCAACAUUUAUAGUUUGACUACAUUGUUCAUAAUGUUUAUUUAAAAGAAAUUCUGAUCUCCUUCAAAAAGCAUUCAUUUUGUUUUUGUUCCCUUGCUGAAGCCCAUUAAAUUCUGUAUGGUAACAUUCAUUUAACAAUAUAAUUCAAUCAGCGAAUCUUCUUAAAAUAAACUUGUAUGGUAUCAAACACUCA
This is a messenger RNA of Colossoma macropomum (tambaqui), 4095 nucleotides long. It is a transcript of the gene lpar1, whose product is annotated as lysophosphatidic acid receptor 1. Gene Ontology annotation, cellular component: membrane. NCBI's taxonomy places the organism in Eukaryota, Metazoa, Chordata, Actinopteri, Characiformes, Serrasalmidae. The record is from RefSeq and is a predicted model, not a curated record. Gene Ontology annotation, molecular function: lysophosphatidic acid receptor activity. The transcript has 3 exons. Gene Ontology annotation, biological process: phospholipase C-activating G protein-coupled receptor signaling pathway; neurogenesis. Bases 271 to 1308 code for a protein of 345 amino acids.